UUUUUUUUUUCUCACAGUCCCCUUUCAACCUCCCAAUACUAUCCAUCAUUUUAUAUGCAACGUUCUGUACAAUUGCUUCGAAAGAUGUCAUCUACAGCAGCUUCAACCCCCAAGAAAAUCAAGAUCGACAUUGUCAGUGACAUAGUCUGCCCAUGGUGCUACAUCGGCAAGAUCCGACUGGAGAAGGCGAUUUCGUCAUACAGGUCCAAGCCUGAGAACAAGGAUGUUCAAUUUGAAGUGAACUGGUUCCCUUAUCAAUUGGAUCCCUCCGCUUCAAAGACACCGAUCCCAAAGAUGACCAAUUAUGCUAACAAGUUUGGACCCACUCGAGCACCUUUGAUUCGAGAUCGAAUGAUCAAAGUGGGGGAAGCUGAAGGUAUUCAUUUCAAAUACGGUGGGAACAUAGUCAACACAUUGGAUUCUCAUCGAUUGGUCUGGUUUGCGACCCGCAAGGGUAAACAAGAUGAGAUGGUGACUGAGUUGUUCAAGAAUUAUUUUGAAGAGGACAAGUGUGGAGAGAUCCCGACGUUGAUUGAAUCGGCUGUGAAGGUUGGAUUAGAUCGAGAGGAAGUGGAGAAGUUUUUGAAAUCAGAUGAAGGCGUUCAAGAGGUUCAACAAGAAAUUGAACGUGCCAAGUUACAAGGUGUGCAAGGUGUGCCGAAUUUCACCUUUAACGAAAAGUUUGUACUUUCGGGUGCUCAGGAACCUUCGACCUUUGAGGAAGUCUUUGACAAAACCGUUUAAAAAAAUAAAAAAAAA
Lobosporangium transversale is the source of this 759-nucleotide messenger RNA. RefSeq names its product thioredoxin-like protein. The coding region runs from base 55 to 744 and encodes 229 amino acids. Gene Ontology annotation, molecular function: oxidoreductase activity. The record is from RefSeq and is a predicted model, not a curated record. NCBI's taxonomy places the organism in Eukaryota, Fungi, Mortierellomycota, Mortierellomycetes, Mortierellales, Mortierellaceae. The transcript has a single exon.